Molecule: messenger RNA, 1391 nt
Organism: Limanda limanda (common dab)
Lineage: Eukaryota; Metazoa; Chordata; Actinopteri; Pleuronectiformes; Pleuronectidae
Gene: pnp4b
Product: purine nucleoside phosphorylase 4b
Exons: 8
Coding region: 75-1043 (322 amino acids)
Biological process (GO): nucleoside metabolic process
Cellular component (GO): cytoplasm
Molecular function (GO): purine-nucleoside phosphorylase activity
Source: RefSeq, a predicted model, not a curated record
GACUGGGAUCCGCCCUGAGACCAGAGCACAGUCCCUGGUUCUGCUUCGUCUCCUCGAGUCUCUGCAGCUGAACGAUGCACAACAAAGGGAAUUCCUGUGAACUGAGCGAUGGCGCCGUACUCGGCUGUUUCAUCUGCUCAUCGUCUUCUCACAAGUCGACAGCAGCUUCAUCUCUGAGCUGCUGCUCCUUCGAGGAUUACAAGCUGACCACCGAGUGGCUGCUGAACCACACCAGUCUCCGUCCCAAGGUGGCGGUGAUCUGCAGCUCGGGCCUGGGCCUCCUGGCCGAAGGAGCCGCCAACAAGCAGACCUUCAGGUACCAGGACAUCCCCAACUUCCCCGUGAGCACAGUCGCCGGUCACAAGGGCUGUCUGGUGUUCGGGACGAUCGAGGACACGCCCUGUGUUUUCAUGCAAGGUCACUUCCACCUGUACGAAGGUUACACGCUCUGUCAGGUGACUUUUCCUGUGAGGAUCUUCAAGUUGAUGGGGGUGGAGUCAGUGUUGGUGACGAACGCAUCAGGUGGAAUCUGUCCAGACUUUAAAGUUGGUGACAUCAUGAUCAUCAAAGACCACAUCAACCUGCCGGGAUUCGCUGGACAACAUCCGCUGUGUGGCCCCAACGACGAGCGCUUUGGGAUCCGGUUCCCGUGCAUGUCGGACGCGUACAGUAAGGAUCUGAGGCGUCUGGCGUUGGACGUGAGCUCGGAGCUCGGCUGCCGUGACUUCAUCAGAGAGGGAGUUUACUGCAUGGUGAGCGGACCCAACUUUGAAACCAUCGCUGAGGCCAGGAUGCUGCUGGUCCUGGGCUGUGACUCUGUGGGAAUGAGUACAGUUCCCGAAGUGACCGUAGCGAAACACUGUGGACUCCGAGUUCUUGGUCUGUCGCUUAUCACCAACAAGGUGUCUCUGGACUACAGUCGGGAGGAGAAGGUGACCAACGACGAGGUUCUUCAGAUCAGUAAAAUGAGGGCGGAGCUUCUGCAGAAACUCGUCUUCACACUGAUCUGUCGUUUCCAGCAGCAAAGCAUCAACACACACUGAAAGACGCGUCAUAACAGUCUCCCAUUGGUUAAUCACUACAUCAGUUUAUCACUUCAUCACUUCAUCCCUUCAUCAGGUCCUCAGCAGCCAGAACCAGUCUGUGACCCUAACCCUGACCCUAACCCUGACCCUAACCCUGUGACACUGAGGUGCAAACAUCUGUCAUCCAGCUCACAGCCUCCCACGGCCUAACCCUAACAUCACACAUUCUAUCUCCAUCUAUUAAUCAAACUCGUAAUUGAUUCUACAGUAGAAUCAUAAUUAGAUUCGAUCACAUCAUCUAUAUUACGUAGAAUGUUGAUGCCCAAAUAUGUAAACUGAUUAACAACAUUAAACUGAAAGACAGAU